AUUGCCUUGAACUCGGCAGAGUGCCGCCCGUGGAUAGCUGCGGGCUGCAUCUGAGUCUAGCUACCUAUACGUAUCGGCUACAGUCGCUGGACGCGGCCGCAGCGCAUAACUCUCGCAGAAAUUGCGGCAGUGCAGCACUCUCAUCACUGCAGCUGGCCUCUACGCGUACGGCAGCGGUCGCCGGAGGGUGCGAAGAGUAGCCUUGGAUCCACCGACUGACGACCGCAUCGAUGCGCCUCGUUCUGGCAAUGUUACUCCGCCACGCCUCGUCCGUAGCGGUGCGGACCGCCCUGCGCGACGCCGUCGCCGCGUUGCAUAAGGCCAAGGUCCCGGAGGCCCAGGCCUCGGCCGAGUGGCUGCUGGUCCACGCCCUAGGCGAGUCGGACCGGAAUUCGGUGACACGCGCGAUCGCGACGAAGCGAGACCUCGACGCAUCAGAACAAGCACAGUUCUCCGCAUUUAUUGAAAGGCGAUUAACGAGGGAGCCCGUCCAGUACAUCGUGGGCACGUGGGCCUUCCACGACGUCGAACUCGAGUUGGAGCCGCCGACGCUGAUCCCGAGGUGAGCGCGUCCACUGAAACGCCGUCGACGCUUCGCCGCCGCAGGCCCGAGACCGAGGAGUUGGUGGAUUUGGUGCUGGACUGGUGGGGUUCGUCUACGGCACAUUUCGCGGAUGUCGGCUGCGGAAGCGGGUGCCUCGGACUGGCUUUACUAAACAAGCUGCCGGAAGGCUCUUCCUGUACCGCUAUUGAUAUUUCACAAGAGGCCGUCUCCCUGUCAAAACGGAACGCUAAAAAAUUGGGCCUUUCAUCCGUAUACGACGCGUCGCGCCAAUCGGCCGAUCAGCUGGAGGGCGCCUUCGACUUUAUUGUAUCAAACCCGCCCUACAUCCCGUCUCAGGAUCUCCGAGGCUUGGACGCCGAGGUCGUUGACUUUGAGGACCCGCGAGCUUUAGAUGGUGGUGCCGACGGUUUGGUGGUCGCGCGUCAGUUGUUGGCACGGGCGCCCUUGGUCUUGCGGGGGGAUCGCAAGGGCGUGUGGCUCGAAUUGGAUGAGACGGGGCCGGCGCUGCUGAAGCCGUCUUUCGCGUGCGAAAGCUUCGUUGAUUUGGCGGGGAAGGAGCGGUUCGCGCGGGUGGACUUCUCCUAGCCCCCUUGUUUGUAAGUUGUUUGUUCAGA
This is a messenger RNA of Pelagomonas calceolata, 1179 nucleotides long. NCBI's taxonomy places the organism in Eukaryota, Pelagophyceae, Pelagomonadales, Pelagomonadaceae. The record is from the annotation of a GenBank genome assembly.